AUGAAGUUCCUCGCCGUCCUCAGCUCGCUCCUUCUCACUGGCGCACUCGCCGCACCAACUGCCUCACCCGCUGCCUCCGCUGACAUCGAGAAGCGUGCUACCUUCAUUGCUUUCUCGGGAACCAAUGCAUACUGGCUCCCCUUCCUCAGCAGCGACGCCGAUGUUGAUACCACCUUCGCAGCAAUCAAGGCCGCUGGCUUGACCCAUCUCCGCACAUGGGCUUUCCAGGACUCUACUUCAUGCUCUGGAAUCUAUUUCCAAUGCUGGAGUGGUAGCACUGCCACUAUCAACACUGGGAGCAACGGGUUGGCCCGUCUCGACGCUGUUGUAAAGGCCGCCGAGAAGUAUGGCAUCAAGUUGGUCUUGCCAUUGGUCAACAACUGGGGCGACUACGGUGGCAUGGACGUCUACGUCAACGCUCUCGCCAGCGGCUCUGGCCACUCCGCCUUCUACACCAACAGCGCCAUUCAGACUGCGUAUAAGAAUUACGUCUCGACCAUCGUCAACCGUUACAAGUCCUCCUCCGCCAUCUUCUCCUGGCAGCUUGCCAACGAGCCCCGCUGCAAUGGGUGUGCCACCUCCGUCAUCACUACAUGGGCUACCACAAUGUCCGCCUACAUCAAGUCGCUCGACUCCUCUCACUACGUCUCUCUCGGUGACGAGGGCUUUUUCGCCCGUACCAACGGUGCCUCAUACCCCUACCAGGGCGGCGAGGGUAUCGACUUCGAGGCGAACUUGAAGAUCUCUACCCUUGACUACGGCACUGUGCAUCUGUACACCACAUCCUGGGGACAGACCUACGACUGGGGCAACCAGUGGAUCUCUGACCAUGGCACAGCCUGUGCAUCGGCUGGAAAGGCAUGUGUGAUUGAGGAGUACGGUGUGCCAGUUGACGGAUCAACCAGGACUACAUACAUCAACCAGUGGCAUGCGACUAUGAAGUCCAGCGGUGUCUCGGACAUGUUCUGGCAAUUUGGACUGACCUUGUCGAGCGGGCAGACGCACGAUGAUACUUACACCAUCUUCACCACCGACGACAACUACCAAGAGCUCGUCGUCGACUGGGCCAACUCCCGUUAA
Morchella importuna is the source of this 1080-nucleotide messenger RNA. RefSeq lists its product as uncharacterized. Lineage: Eukaryota; Fungi; Ascomycota; Pezizomycetes; Pezizales; Morchellaceae. The transcript has 4 exons. The coding region runs from base 1 to 1080 and encodes 359 amino acids. Gene Ontology annotation, molecular function: hydrolase activity, hydrolyzing O-glycosyl compounds. The record is from RefSeq and is a predicted model, not a curated record.